Molecule: messenger RNA, 1602 nt
Organism: Puccinia triticina
Lineage: Eukaryota; Fungi; Basidiomycota; Pucciniomycetes; Pucciniales; Pucciniaceae
Exons: 13
Coding region: 1-1602 (533 amino acids)
Biological process (GO): carbohydrate transport; transmembrane transport
Cellular component (GO): membrane
Molecular function (GO): carbohydrate:proton symporter activity
Source: RefSeq, a predicted model, not a curated record
AUGCCUUUGCCCUCACCUACUGCUGCCCCCUACUGGGGGCUCAAGGGACAACGCUUGAACCAAGCUGUCGCUAGUUUGGCCGGACUGGGAUUCUUCUUGUUUGGAUAUGACCAAGGCGUUAUGGGCGGUCUUCUCACCCUUCCCACCUUUGUGGAAGUAUUUCCUGAAAUGGACACAAUCUCGAAGCAUUUCUCCGCCGCACAAAAAUCGAAAAACUCCACUAUCCAAGGUGUGGCAAUCGCGCUGUACGAAAUUGGAUGCAUGAUCGGUGCUCUUUCUUGUUCUUCGCUGGGUGAAAAGCUCGGAAGAAGGAAGAUCAUCUUUAUAGGUGCCUUCGUCAUGAUUGUGGGCUCUAUCAUCCAAGCUGCUUCUUUUGGCAUCGCCCAGUUCAUUGUCGGACGAAUCGUCACUGGUUUCGGUAACGGAUUUAUCACAGCCACUGUUCCAGUAUGGCAAUCUGAAUGCUCCCCGGCUCAUCAAAGAGGGAAACUUGUCAUGUUGGAAGGCUGUUUGAUCACGGCUGGUAUCAUGAUCAGCUAUUGGGUUGAUUUGGCUUUCUACUUCACCAAUGAAUCGUCGGUGUCAUGGAGGAUGCCAAUUGCCUUACAGAUUGUCUUCGCUGUUAUCAUCAUGUCAACGGUCCUUACAUUGCCAGAAUCACCUCGAUGGCUCGUCAAGAAAGGACAUAUGCAACAAGCCAGAGAAGUAUUCGCAAGCCUCGGCGGAGUGGAAGAGAACCAUCACACCGUCGAGAAAUUAUUGAAGCAAGUUGAAGAUUCCGUGAUAAACUGCCCCCCUCCUCGUUUCAUGGAUCUAUUCAAGAACGGCAAGUCUCGCAACUUCCAGCGAACUACAUUGGCAGUGGUCAGCCAGUGUUUCCAACAGAUCAGUGGCAUCAACCUCAUUACCUAUUACGCAGCAACAGUGUAUGAAAAUUACCUUCACUUGGGUCCCGUCUUGUCCCGUGUUCUUGCUGCCUGUACCGGAACUGAAUUUUUCAUGGCCUCAUGGAUUGGGGUUUACACUAUUGAGCGAUUUGGUAGAAGGAAGUUGAUGUUGGGAGGAGCUGCGGGAAUGGCGAUCAGUAUGGCUGUACUUGCGGUCUCAGUAUGGAAAAUCGAGCAGAACGGUCCCGACUCUACCGAUGUGGGACCGGCAAUCGCCGCCACCGUUUUCUUCUUCGUGUACAACACUUUCUUCGGGAUUGGAUGGCUAGGAAUGUCAUGGCUCUACUCUGCCGAAAUCGUUGGCUUGGAGAUCCGAUCCGCAGCCACAGGACUCAGUACCGCUUCCAACUGGAUCUUCAACUUCUUGAUUGUUCUCAUUACCCCGAUUUGCUUCGAUCACAUUGGUUGGAAAACUUACUUGGUAUUUGCUGUUGUCAACGCAUUCAUCGUGCCCAGCAUAUAUUUCUUCUUUCCCGAAACCGCCUACCGUUCCUUGGAAGAGAUUGAUGAAAUCUUCGCCGUCUCUGGCUGGCUUUCGGUCGUCAACAACGCCCGCCCCUCUGUCACUCCUCUGGUCAAACACGACGAGGGUUCCAUGAAAGAAGAGGCUGAUGCAGCCGCCGCUGCAAAGGAAGAUUUUUCCGAAUUCAAGUGA